UCUCCCACCUUGGAAAGAUAACAGAAUAACUUAAACAAUCUCAUCAUUUUCAACAUUUUUAAUCGGUCAUCUCCUCUCCUAUUCUCCCUUCAUUCCAAGAAUUUUUCUUAAAACAGCCCACCGACAUGCAUCGAUCAAUCAAUUUACAGAAUUCGCUGCCUUACGAUAUUGCCCUCAAAAUCGCCUCAUCUCUUCCGGUUUUUGAUGUGUGUUCAUUAGGAAGUUGCUCGAGGUUCUGGAGGGAGCUGUGUGGGUCUGAUUGUGUGUGGGAAGGUCUAUGCAAGGACAGGUGGCCUCUAAUUUUUGAGGAUCAGAGUGAAUCCAACGAUCAGAAAUUGACCCCCAAUUCCAAGAGAUGGAGAGGUUUGUACGUAAGCAAGCACAACGAGAUGGCAGGAAAAGUAGGGUCAGUCAUGGAUUUUAUUGAAAGAGCUUUAGCUUAUGAGUCCAUCGAGGUUGGGAAUUAUUUGAAGGCAGUUGAACUAUUGAACUCGCAUCAGGCUGGAUUCAAAGAUGUUCAGAUGUUCUUGCUCAAGCCAGAGCUCAACGUGCUGCUUAACUUGGUUGGCUUGCAUUACUGCGUCGUUUGGCUUGAAAUCCCGGCUGAGAAUGUGAUCGAAGCACUCGAUAGCAGCGAGGUCUCGGAGAGGCAGGUGUGCGUCCAGUGGUGGAAGCUCGGGCGAUGGUUCUACGGGUUUCGCCUAAGGGACGAGUUCCACUUGAGGAACGUCUCGUUGGGGGAUCUCGCCGUGUCCAAGGAGGAAGUCCUCGGCGUGCUUCAUCGUGGCGCGGUCCACGAGGUUAUCCGUGUGCAGAUCUCUGCUGCUAAGUCAACUCACACCUCCUGGUCUCACCAAGUUGCUCAUGUGUGAUGAUAUGGAAAGGAUUUGAUUUUUCAACAAUGUAAAUAUAUGGGGUUGCAAUUUCUUCAAUUUCUUUGUAAAUGUAUAAUAAUCAUGUAAAGUUUAGAUCAAACUGAUUGCAUUAUGCUUAAAGAUAAGAAUGUGUUUGUACAGUA
Salvia hispanica is the source of this 1018-nucleotide messenger RNA. Its product is annotated as F-box-like protein. Gene Ontology annotation, molecular function: protein binding. Gene Ontology annotation, cellular component: SCF ubiquitin ligase complex. The record is from RefSeq and is a predicted model, not a curated record. Gene Ontology annotation, biological process: protein polyubiquitination; SCF-dependent proteasomal ubiquitin-dependent protein catabolic process. NCBI's taxonomy places the organism in Eukaryota, Viridiplantae, Streptophyta, Magnoliopsida, Lamiales, Lamiaceae.